Messenger RNA from Musca vetustissima, 859 nucleotides. RefSeq lists its product as uncharacterized. The annotation marks the transcript as partial. The record is from RefSeq and is a predicted model, not a curated record. Lineage: Eukaryota; Metazoa; Arthropoda; Insecta; Diptera; Muscidae. The transcript has 3 exons.
AUGCGCACCCCAGGCCUAGCCUUGGUGGGCGGCGGCUCCCCGGUUGCCUCUUUCGACUACGAGUCGGAUCAUAAGGCUAUCGAGUCCUUCCUCGAAAAGAUACAAGUCGACAACAACACCUUCGGGCAGGUAAAGGCAGCUGCCGGCCUUGCCUCUAGGGAUCCAGUUGCCGAUCUUGUAGGUGGUAAUGGAGAUCCAAUCGUUAGUGACGAUCUCAAGGCUGAAGCCUUAGCGGAUCAUCUCCAAGGUGGCUUUUCCUCCGCAGCUGUUCCGGUUGUCGAUUCCUUCAGUAGUUCGGUACUUCGAGCUGUUGAGGGAAUUGAUGAUCGGACACCUCUGGAAACUUUCAGUGGGUCUUUUGCUGCAGAUGGCUCAUCGAUCGAUGACUCUGCUCGUUGGGAUGCGGCUGGUUUUGUUCGCCCUGAACAUAUUGGCAGCGCAAUCGCUCGCCGCAGGGCCAAAAAAUCCAGCGGUUUAGACCGUAUCCCGGACACCGCCCUGAAAUUGGCUGGGAAUCAAAUUGACGAUAUUGUCGUUAUGGCUGCAACAAUAACCCACAUUCCAACAGCAUCAGUAACAACAACAACAACGAAAACAAUACCAACAACAACAACCGGUAGUGAAGCUGAAUUUACAUCAGCAGCAGGAGCAUUAUCAUCAUCGUCGUCGUCGUCAUCAUCAUCAUCAGUGGCAUCAAGUGCACCAAGGACAGGAGGAACAAGUACAUCAGCAUCAUUGUUAUCGCUAUCCACUUUGGCAUUGCCACAAUCAUUCCCAGCGUUGUGGGAAACGAGUACUGCAAAUAGUACAACAAAAUUACUCAAUUUAUCUGCAAACACAGCUGAUGCAAUAACGUCGG